Molecule: messenger RNA, 1040 nt
Organism: Colius striatus (speckled mousebird)
Lineage: Eukaryota; Metazoa; Chordata; Aves; Coliiformes; Coliidae
Product: granulocyte-macrophage colony-stimulating factor receptor subunit alpha
Exons: 9
Coding region: 62-946 (294 amino acids)
Biological process (GO): cytokine-mediated signaling pathway; immunoglobulin mediated immune response
Cellular component (GO): external side of plasma membrane; membrane
Molecular function (GO): cytokine receptor activity; protein binding
Source: RefSeq, a predicted model, not a curated record
ACCAAGACAAAUUCACAACUUCCAUCCUUUUUGAGCCUGUUACUGGAACUGCCACAAGGAAAUGGUUAUUCAAGGAGGAGGUAUGAAUGGGACAGCCAUUGAAAAUUUUGCCUGUGUCAUUUUUAAUGUUUCCUUCAUGAACUGCACUUGGCAUGCAGGCAGGACUGCUUCAGGAGAUACCCAAUAUUUCCUAUACUGGAAGACCUCAAGGAAAGAAGAUUUCACGGAAUGCCAGAAUUACAUCAAAGACAACUGGGGAAGGCAUACAGGAUGUAGAUUCCAAAAUGUGACAAUAGAGAAUAAGAGAGCAUAUUUCUUGGUAAAUGGGUCUAGAAGUGGAAAAAACAUUCAAUCAUAUGAGAAGAUUAUUGUUCUGUACAAAAUUGAAAAACUCACCCCUCCAUUAAAUGUCACUGUGAACUGCACAGAAGCUUCUCAUGGUUGUGAAAUUCGGUGGCAACCACCUCGCACAAGUCACGUGAAAAAACAUAAUUGUUUCAAAUAUGAACUGGUAAUAGAAAAUAAGUCUGAUCCUGAGAAAAACAUCAAAACAAUAUCUAAAACAGAAAAAAGCAUCACGGUAAACUCCUACAUAUUCGAGAGCUUCAGCACAGAAAAAAGGUACAGCGUCAAAAUCAGAGCAACUGACAAUGGUUGUUUGGUAAGCCCAAGCUGGGGAGAGUGGACUGCACCCAUAGAGUUUGGAAAAGAGAAACUUACCUCUACUUCAUCAUAUCCAUUCUUUCUGAUACCAAUGCUGGCAGUGAGUCUCAUGCUUUUUCUCUGCACAGUAAACAGUUAUUUGAGUAGAACAUCUGCCACAGUACCACAGCCAAGAGAUCUCUUCCGUGAGCUCUCUCCAACAGAUUUCCAGGUGGAACAUAAGAAUCAACUAAUAAAGCAUGAAACCGAAGAAAUAAUAACAAUUAUUGAGGAAGUGACUUAAUUGCAUGCAAAUGAAAUAAGCAACUCGAUUUUUUUCAAACAACUAUAUCUUGUUUGCAGUAAUUUAUAUUUUUCUCAUAUUCUCUCCCUCUUGC